Molecule: messenger RNA, 2181 nt
Organism: Ciona intestinalis (vase tunicate)
Lineage: Eukaryota; Metazoa; Chordata; Ascidiacea; Phlebobranchia; Cionidae
Source: RefSeq, a predicted model, not a curated record
UCUCGUUGACGUCUUUAUCGCCUACAAAUUAUGAGCACCGUUUCUUACAACCACGACAGUACAUCAGGUCCAAACGAGAUGGCAGGCGGGCUUUGGACGGUCGGUGCCCGGGCGACGGUUGGUUUCGUCUUCGGGGUGAUUAUUCUUGUGGGGUUGGUUGGUAACGCCGUGAUAAUAACUGUGAUUAAGAGAGAACAUAAACUGCACACGAGAGCAAACUACUUAAUCGGGUCGCUUGCAAUGGCCGAUCUUCUAGUUUCUCUUCUGGUAUCACCAUUUUCUGCCGUGAUGACGUUGCACGAGUUCACCCCUAAUCUUUAUUUCGUUGGCCACCAUGUAAUGUGCCAGCUUUUUACCUUCCUUGACGUCACAUGUUGUACUGCCUCUAUAUUGCAUCUGUGCGCAAUCGCGCAUGACCGAUAUACAGCAGUUACAAAGCUGCAGUACCGUCACAGAACACACUUUAAGAAGGUCCUGCCUUGCAUCGUGUUAAUAUGGUUGGCAGCUGUACUACUGUCAGUCACGCCUUAUUUCGUGUUUCCAUCGCCAACUACGGGUGCGAAAGAACCGAAUACGGACACUGUAGAAUUGUCACCAAAUAAUUUCACUUCGGCACCAAGCAUUGAAGUUAUGGUGACAUCAAGUCAAAUAAUAAACGAAGGUCUCAUGUGUAGCGUUAAUACUAACAAGAUUUAUCGAAUCGUUGCCACAACCAUUGCAUUCUAUGCACCCUUGGUAAUCAUUAUCGCCAUCUACUGGCGAGUUGCUCGCAUUGCUUGGACGCGGAUUCACCACAGUGUCUCUGCAACGCCAUCUAACGGAAAAGAGUUUCACUUCCCUAGUACUAUGCAAAGUGAGGAAAAAAACAACGUUGGUUGCAUUGGAAAACCGUCACAGUCGUCACCCCAGGCAUCAAAAUUUGAGUUUCUAACAUUCGGGUUGCUGCGAAUGAAAGCAAUUCGGCUUUGUUGUCACAACGAUUCAAGUGAAUCCAACGCUGAUGAACUAAGCGAUCCGUUCGAUCGUUGUGAGAAAAAGGAAGAGUGUGUGAACUUUCCAGUCGACGAAUGUCAAUCGAGUGAGGAUAUUGCUACGUUACAUAAAACGUGCGAAAAGGGCAAAAAGCAAAUCAUGGCGAAAAAUAACAACUGCUCGCCCCCGACCUUGCAGAGGACUGCCAUGUACAAUCUCUUGCGACGUAAUUCCCUACGUCACACGCCGCGUCACGAGCAACAUUUACAAGAAGCAUUCUGCGUAUUAAGCUUGGGCUUCCGUCCUAAUGUGACAAACAAAAGGAGGUUUUCCCACGACGCCAGCGAUGUAGAUAAAAAUAUUUAUAGAAACGACUCGGUAUCAAAAGUUCCGAAUCAGUUUACCGAAAAGACUUUAAAGCGGUCGCAUUCGCACAGCGACGUACCAGCAAUCUUAAUAACCGCUGACGACGCGAGUGGUGGCUAUCCUGCUAAGCGUAACGAAAGCCCACAACAUCGCGUGUCUUCUUCAAAAUCUGAACAUUCUGUCGGCUUGUUGCGGUCAAGAACCGACAACAGAAAAGACAGCAUUGCAUAUUCACUUGGAAAUCAAAGCCUUAGAUCCUCAGUUCGAUCCACAGCUUCAAAUUACCUCCGAACUCCUUCUCAGAUGCGUAGCGGAAGUACAGCUUCUUUGCAUCGUAACACAAGAAGAAGGGUGACGCUUCACAGAGAGAAAAAGAUCAUUCGUACAAUGGGAAUGGUUAUUGGGGCAUUUGUAGCUUGCUGGUUGCCAUUCUUUAUCAAAGAGUUGAUCGUACCUUUCUGUGGGGAGCAAUGCCAUUUGGAUCCUUCACUAGAAGUAUUUAUCAACUGGCUCGGUUACGCAAACUCAGCAUUAAACCCAUUUAUUUAUGCUUUUUCAAAUGAGGAGUUCAACAAAGCAAUACGAAAGCUUUUUCGGUGGAACAGAAGGCGAUAAUAAAGAUGCGACAAUCAAAGAUUUCCUCACAAUUUUGUUAUAUUUAUUUUUGCCUGCUUUUGUUUUUAUUCGUUGCACAACCCUAAAUCUUGGAAGCUGUAUUUAUUGUCGACGAAAGAUAUAAACGCUAUUUAUAUCUUUAACGUGGUUUACGAAAAUCGAUUUCUAUAAGAAAUAAAUUUGUAACGUUUCACUUUUAUUUGUCGCCUAAUACAAACUUUGAAAUGG